UGGCCAUUUAAUGCAUCUGAUAAAAAUCAAGCCCAGCUUCAAAAAUGCCAACUAUUUAGAAGCGACAUACCCAUCAUAAUGUUCCACACCUCUUUCACAAAAUUUUGAGGGACAAAAAAGUUUUGGGGAGAGAGAGAGAGAGAGAGAGAGAGAGAGAGAGAGAGAGAGGAAAAAUGGUGAGAAGACCAUGUUGUGACAAGCAAGGGACGAAUAAAGGAGCUUGGUCUGCUGAAGAAGAUGAAGUCCUCAUCAACUAUGUCAAGAUUCAUGGUGAAGGCAAGUGGAGACGUGUUGCUCAAAAUGCUGGUUUGAACAGAUGUGCCAAGAGUUGCAGACUUAGAUGGUUGAACUACUUGAGACCCGGCAUCAAACGAGGCGACAUCACCGAGGAAGAAGAAGAUCUCAUCAUCCGGCUCCACCGUCUUCUCGGCAACCGGUGGGCCUUGAUCGCAGGGAGGCUUCCAGGACGAACGGACAAUGAGAUAAAGAAUUACUGGAACACCACGCUCGCCAAGAAGUACGGAUCUUUCUCCCCACGGUCUUGUGUGAGAAAACCGAACAGCGAGCAGAAAAUGUUGCAUUACCAAAAUCAUGGGCCGACGAAUAACUCCGACCGAAUUAAUGCAAACCAGCCAUCAGGGGCUGGUACAUGCGGAAUUGCUAUUAUACCUCAAGAAGAAAAGCACUGUUUGGAGGAGAAAAGCAUUGGCUUGGUCGGUAACAGCUGCAGCAUUGACAAUCAAGACUUGUUUUCUUCACUUCUGGUCCGAGAUGAAGGCGCUGAGGAUCAUCUGAGCUUUUUGAUGAGCAUAGACAUCAAUAAGGAUUUCAUGACGGGAGUUACCGGGUCGGAUUCACAGUUAUGUCCCAGUAAUAGAACAGCGCAUGAAGACAAUAAUUAUGACAUUUUUGGCGAGCUCCACAAUAAUAAUCUCACGUCUUCAUCUCCUAUUGAUGUCACUUCUGAUGAUCAAGUAGUCAAGGUUGAAAGUAAGGUGAUGUGCGAUCAGCAACUGUCACUACAUGUGGAGCUGAAGAAGCUGGCCUCGUUUCUUGAUUUGGAAGACGAAUGGAAUUGACAAAAAUUAAUAAAGAGAAGUAGUUGCAGUAAAUAUUGACUGGCGAAUUGUUGGGUCACAUGACUUCUACAUUGUGAGAAUUUGAUCAACGAUUGGUGUCUGUCUCUCU
Eucalyptus grandis is the source of this 1188-nucleotide messenger RNA. Its product is annotated as transcription factor MYB1. NCBI's taxonomy places the organism in Eukaryota, Viridiplantae, Streptophyta, Magnoliopsida, Myrtales, Myrtaceae. The coding region runs from base 174 to 1079 and encodes 301 amino acids. The record is from RefSeq and is a predicted model, not a curated record. The transcript has 3 exons.